Messenger RNA from Leptopilina heterotoma, 3652 nucleotides. Its product is annotated as acetylcholinesterase-like. Gene Ontology annotation, biological process: choline metabolic process; acetylcholine catabolic process in synaptic cleft. Gene Ontology annotation, molecular function: acetylcholinesterase activity. The transcript has 6 exons. Lineage: Eukaryota; Metazoa; Arthropoda; Insecta; Hymenoptera; Figitidae. Gene Ontology annotation, cellular component: plasma membrane. The record is from RefSeq and is a predicted model, not a curated record. Bases 1045 to 2922 code for a protein of 625 amino acids.
CUUGAAGGUUGCUCCGAAGACUGCUUAUGGAAGCGCACAACGGAAGUGCGUUAGGAUUUUUUCUCCGCUGGUAGGCACUCGAGUGUGAUUCACGUGGCAUGAAAGGGUGUAGAUCUUGAGGAAGGAUCAUAGGAUACCGCACGAGGCGUGCGCCACCUUCGCGUCACAAUUACCACCACCAGGAACUCGACCGCCGCCACCGUUGCUGCCUCCGGUGCCUCGCACCACCUCCGACUACUGUCAGAUCAGUCGACCCCGUGCAUCGCGGCACGCCGGCCGCCGCGUCUUCUUGUUCGAAUCCUUUGACCUGAGUCUUCAUUCAUGAGGAUACUCUGUGCAAAAAGAAAAGCAGUGAAGCAACUAAUCAGCCCAUUGUGGCCCAUUGUGGCCCAUUGUGAAAGAAGAAAACAGCAAAGACACUAGAUAAAGUCGAAAUGACUCUUAGAUAAGAGGCGCAGAGGACGAAAGUCACAUUACCAAAGAUAAAGACGAAAAGUCUGAUUAAGGAAUAGAACCCCUUGAAGAUAAAUGUCAACAUGUCGGAGAGUUAUCGACUCUAGAGGGUAGAUCCUAUCUCGGGGACCUUUUCAGUGUGCGCGUGUUUAGUGUCAAGACAGGUGAACCCAGAGAGUGAACAAGUGUCGAAGAUUAUUCUCCAAACCUAUGCGACUGUUUACCAAACACUUUUUCCCAAACCGGAUUCAAUCAGAAGUAUUUCCGAUUUGCUACAACUUGGAGAAUAGAUGACUCCAAAAAGUUAUGAGCUUAUCGAAGCGAUUGGUUCUUGGCAAAUAGAGCAGUGUACGAAGCAAACUUGCAAAUCCGAGUGUAAUUGUCAUUUUGUUUGAUAACAAAUACGCGCGAUGUACUGACAAAUAGACAGCAACAAAGCGGCUUCAAUAGAAAUUAACGUCAAUCAAGAGGGAGGGAAAAAUCGAGAAGACCUUUGAGCUCGCAGCUGAUUCCGGGAGCAUUCGCAGCAGACUUGUUGAUUCGCGGCAGCCACGGCCACCAACCUGGGCAGCAGGCCCAGCGUUGUCCAGAAUGGCGGUGGCCUCGAUGCUCGUGGCCCUGUUGCUGGGUCUGUUCCACCCCUCGCAGACCAACUCGCAGUCGCGGGAGUCGCAGCAUCCGGACCCGCUGGUGGUGCAGACCACCAGUGGCCUCAUUAGGGGCUUCUCGCGCACCGUCCUCGACAGCCACGAGGUGCACGUCUUCUACGGGGUGCCCUUCGCGAAGCCGCCCGUUGGGCCGCUGCGGUUCCGCAAGCCGCAGCCGGUCGACCCGUGGCACGGCGUGCUGGACGCGACGACUCUGCCCAACUGCUGCUUCCAGGAGAAGUACGAGUACUUCCCUGGCUUCGAGGGCGAGGCGAUGUGGAACCCGAACACCAACAUCUCGGAGGACUGCCUCUACCUGAACAUCUGGGUGCCGCAGCGGGUGCGCCUGAGGCACCAGGGCAAGGACCCGCCGGUGGGCACGGACAAGAAGGGCGCGCCCAUCCUCGUCUGGAUCUACGGCGGCGGCUACAUGAGCGGCACGGCCACUCUGGACGUCUACGAGGCGGACAUCAUGGCCGCCAGCAGCAACACCAUCGUCGCCUCGAUGCAGUACCGGGUCGGGGCCUUCGGCUUCCUGUACCUCAACCAGCACUUCCCCGACAGCCAGGAAGCGCCGGGCAACAUGGGUCUCUGGGACCAGAUCAUGGCGCUCCAGUGGCUCAAGGACAACGCGGCGUCUUUCGGCGGGAACCCCGACCUCAUCACGAUUUUCGGCGAGUCUGCCGGCGGCGGCUCUGUGUCGCUGCACCUGAUAUCUCCGGCCACGAAGGGACUGGUGCGAAGGGGCAUUCUGCAGAGCGGGACCCUGAAUGCGCCCUGGAGCUACAUGACGGCCGAGAAGGCGGACGAGGUGGCCAAGAUCCUCGUCGAGGACUGUGGCUGCAAUUCGUCGCUGUUGGUGGAGAACCCGGCACAUGUGAUGACGUGUAUGCGGUACGUGGAUGCGAAAACUAUUUCCGUGCAGCAGUGGAACAGCUAUUGGGGAUUACUCGGUUUCCCAUCGGCCCCGACCAUUGACGGCGAACUCCUGCCUAAGGAUCCUCUCGAAUUGCUCAAGGAGUCGGAUUUCAAGGAGACGGAAAUUCUUAUCGGCAACAAUAAGAAUGAAGGAACUUACUUUAUAUUGUACGAUUUUAUCGACUUUUUCGAGAAGGAUCAAGCCAGUCCACUGGAUAGAACCAAGUUCCUCAACAUCAUGAACACGAUCUUCAAGAAUAUGUCGCAAAUUGAACGCGAUGCUAUCACAUUCCAGUACACGGACUGGGAAAACAUGACAGACAACUACAUGUACCAAAAAAUGGUGGCCGACGCGGUUGGCGACUAUUUCUUCAUCUGUCCAUCGACCCACUUUGCUCAACUUUUUGCUGAUCGUGGCAUGAAGGUCUACUAUUAUUUUUUCACUCAGACGAGUAGUACAAAUUUGUGGGGUGACUGGAUGGGCGUAAUGCAUGGAGAUGAAAUUGAAUAUGUCUUUGGUCUUCCACUCAACACGUCUCUCAAGUACACCAACAAAGAGCGUGAUCUUGCCCGGAAAUUUUUAUCAAUUUAUUCCAAUUUCGCUACUCAUGGGAAGCCAGUGGAAAGCGAAGUUGAAUGGCCACCAUAUACGAGGAAUGAUCCUCGGUAUUUUAUUUUAGAUGCCGAAAAGAGCGACAUGGGACAAGGUCCUCGCAUGACCGCGUGUGCUUUCUGGAACGAAUUUCUUCCUCGACUAAAAGGAGUGCCUGACCCAGAACCGGAAGCGUGCAACAGGGUGAUAGCGUCAAGCGUCUCGGCAGGUGCAAACCGACUCAUUUCGAGCCUCAGAUUCGCACUCGUCAUCUUGUUUCCCACGCUAAUGGCAAUUACCUCGAUUAUGUAAGAGAAAAAGAGGAAAUAAUCGACAAGAUAACCCUUCCAGUAGAAGAGAGAAAAUAAAUAAAAACUGACCGAAAAGAUCAACCCGCAGGCACGGACUUCCGCUUCAAGAUGAACGUCCAGGUGCUUUUUUUACACUAUACAAAUAUAUCUCGAACUCAAAGAUUAAUUUCGCAUCGAAAAAAAUUUUUCAAAUUGUGAAACUGCAGAGAACAAAAGCGGGUAAAAGAGGGUAAAAGAGGGUAAAAAAGGGUAAAAAAGGGAAAAAACAAAGAAAAAAGUCCAGACGUAAAAGAUCGGAAAAAGUCGAGAAAAAAAAAGAAUACACCGACUCUAAGAAUGCAACGUGUGCAACUACGAAUUCAAUCAAAUUGAUUCUUCUCGAAAUGUCCAACGUUGCGAAAAACUACAUAGUAAAAAAGAAUUUCUAAAAAAGAAAAGAGAACGACACGGGAAUCUUGAAUUCCUGUUUUUUUUCAGCUGCAACAACUUAUAUGUAUAAAAAAAAGAUCAAAAUAGUGCUAGGCUUUAAAAAAAAAAAACUUUGAAAUUUUGCAAAAGAACAAAAAAAUGAAAUUUUUUUUGCUCUUUUUUUUAAUAGAAAAAAAAUACCGAAAGUGCUUCAUAAUUCAAUGAAAGCACUCACCAAAUAUACAAUAUAUAAAUAUAUUAUUUUUAUUGCCUUUAUAACAUUAAAUAUAAAAAAAUAUUAUAACUCCUGAGAAAAAUUUAUA